Paracoccidioides brasiliensis Pb18 is the source of this 600-nucleotide messenger RNA. RefSeq lists its product as uncharacterized. The record is from RefSeq and is a predicted model, not a curated record. Bases 1 to 600 code for a protein of 199 amino acids. The transcript has a single exon.
AUGAGUUACACGGCCUCUCAGACAUGGUUGUCGCACGAGACCAAGGAGUUCGAGGCCUGGGUAAAAGUCAGAGACUCUAUGGUGCGUAUCGCCCCAAAAUCACCGUUCACACCGAAAUCCUUUGUGGAGUGGAUUGCCCAUAGACUCGCGAGGAUGGAGGAGGAACGUAGCCGUAUUCUCAAACAAGCCAAGACAAAACGGACGUCCGAGAGAGGGAGUACAGAGAAAACCUUCGUGAACCCGGUAUUUGGAGGAAAGGAACUAUCCGAUGGACUGGCCUUAGUCCUCUUAAGAGAGACAAUUUGGGUGCCCCUGGGCCAAUAUCCCGUCACACAUAACAUUGCACCUUGGCCCAGCCACGAGGAGCUCAAGCACGAGGGUGACGACAGGAACAAAUCCGGAUACUCCCGAUUUCCUCCAUUGCCACGCGGGCCCGGGAAUGAAACCGUCAACUGGAAGCAACGGCCGCCACUAACGCAAUGUUCCUUCGACGAAGUCGGCCGACCAAGGCCAGGAGUAGAAAGUUACAAAACUCAGUAUCUCCAAAGCGAGAUGGUUGAGUGGAUUGGUAACGCUCUACUGGCGGAGCUAGACAUGUAA